Molecule: messenger RNA, 3067 nt
Organism: Rhineura floridana
Lineage: Eukaryota; Metazoa; Chordata; Lepidosauria; Squamata; Rhineuridae
Gene: PUS7
Product: pseudouridine synthase 7
Exons: 17
Coding region: 338-2287 (649 amino acids)
Biological process (GO): pseudouridine synthesis
Cellular component (GO): nucleus
Molecular function (GO): pseudouridine synthase activity; RNA binding
Source: RefSeq, a predicted model, not a curated record
CCCAGCGCGCAGGGCAAACGUCAUGUGUUUUUCUAUGCCCCGGAACAGCCUGAGUCGUCCGCCGAGAGCGUGGCCCAAGAGAGACCGCCCCUUUCCUCUCCUUCCUUGGCCUUUAGGCCGUGUAGAACAAGCUGGGCACGUGUGCUGGGAAGGCUGGUUACCAGUGGGCAAGCCUCCAUACGCCUUGUUGCCACAGCUGCCUGUCCCUCUUUUCUCUGUAAGCAGAUGGGCGGUGGUGUUUAAUUUUCCACCUUUGCCCAAGAGGGGACGUUGAAGCUGCUACUGAAGCACUCUGUUCGAAAAUAAACUAUCUGUCACCAAAGCAUAUGCUUUAAAAAUGGAAGCUGUAGAAAUGGAGAAUGUAUCCUUUAAGCGUCCUCAUUCUGAGGACAAUGAGACUAAUACGGAUGAGAUUAAAAGGCAAAAGGUCUUGGAAGAACCACUGAAAGGAAGAGAGAACACGGUCCAUAAGGCUGAUGCAGAGCAACCCAUGAAACCUUUACUGGAGGACACAAAAGCUGAAAUAGUACUGAAAGAGGAAAGUGCAGGCGGAGAUGAGGAAGAACUGGAAGAAAGUGAUGGAGAAGGAGACCUAGAGAGCUUUGCAGAUAUGAUGAAGCACGGGCUGACAGAGCUAGAUGUUGGCAUAACUAAAUUUGUUAGUUCUCACAAGGGCUUUUCUGGAAUAUUAAAAGAGAGAUAUUCCGACUUUGUUGUUCAUGAAAUAGGAAAAGAUGGACACACCAUCCAUUUGGAUGACUUCUCUGUGCCAGUAGAUGAUGGGGAUCCUUCUGAGAAGAUCUUCACAGUGUUGUCAGCUGAAGACAAGCAGCAGUUAGAAGAACUACAGCUUUUUAAAAACAAAGAAGGCAGUGUUGCCAUUGAGGUAAUUGAAAACACUAAGGAAAAAAGGACCAUUAUACACCAGGCUGUAAAAUCUUUGUUUCCAGGACUAGAGACUAAAACAGAGGAUCGGGAUGGGAAAAAAUACAUAGUUGCUUACCACGUAGCUGGGAAAAAGGCACUUGCAAAUGCAAGAAAACAUUCUUGGCCAAAAUCUAGAGGAAGUUACUGCCACUUUGUGUUAUACAAAGAAAACAAAGAUACUAUGGAUGCAAUCAAUGUGCUAUCAAAAUUUUUAAGAGUUAAGCCAAACAUAUUUUCCUACAUGGGGACAAAAGACAAAAGGGCUAUUACAGUUCAGAAGAUUGCUGUUCUUAGAAUCACUGCACAAAGGUUGGCUCACUUAAAUAAAUGUCUGAUGAAUUUCAAGCUUGGAAACUUUAGUUACAAGAACCAUCCAUUGAAGUUGGGAGAACUGCAAGGAAAUCAUUUCACAGUGGUUCUCAGAAAUAUAACAGGGACUGAAGAUCAAGUUCAGCAAGCCAUGCAGUCUCUCAGCGAAAUUGGGUUCAUUAACUACUAUGGAAUGCAAAGAUUUGGAACCACUGCUGUCCCUACGUAUCAAGUUGGAAGAGCUAUUCUACAGAAUAAUUGGAAUGAAGUAAUGGAUUUAAUACUAAAACCACGUCCUGGAGCUGAAAAGGGAUACUUGGUAAAAUGCCGAGAAGAGUGGGCAAAAACGAAAGAUCCCACUGCAGCCCUGAAAAAACUUCCUGUGAAAAGGUGUGUGGAAGGACAGUUGCUUCGGGGACUUUCAAAGUACGGACUGAAGAACAUAGUCUCUGCAUUUGGCAUGAUCCCAAGAAAUAAUCGUUUGAUGUAUAUUCAUAGCUAUCAGAGUUAUGUGUGGAAUAACAUGGUGAGCCGCAGAAUAGAUGAAUACGGGCUUAGAGCUGUACCAGGAGAUCUUGUCCUAAAAGGAGGUACAGCUGUUUAUAUUGAUGAAACAGAGGCUGACAAUUACACUAUCCAUGAUGUUGUGAUGCCACUGCCUGGCUUUGAUAUUAUCUAUCCAAAACAUAAAAUUGGGGAAGUCUACAAGGACAUAUUAGUUGCUGACAAUCUCGACAUCAAUAACAUGAAACAUAAAAUUCGAGACUAUUCCUUAUCUGGAGCAUACAGAAAGAUUAUCAUCCGACCUCAGAAUGUGAGCUGGGAGCUAGUUGUGUAUGAUGACCCUAAGAUUCCAUUAUUUAAUACAGACUUGGAUAAACUGGAAGGAAAACCACCUGCAGUUCUUGCAACAGAAGGCAAAUACAAGGCUCUGAAGAUGGACUUUUCCCUUCCGCCAUCAACUUACGCUACAAUGGCCAUUCGAGAAGUGCUAAAAAUGGACACAAGCAUAAAAAAUCAGACACAGUUAAAUACAACAUGGCUGCGUUGAAGAUCCUUUGCAAUGAUUAAAGGUUUUAACAUGAAAAUGGUUUACUAGUUCUCUCCAGGCAUUUUCUAAUUAAAAGUUGUAUUUUUGUAUUAGCUUAAAGUAUAUCAUUUCAAAUUCAUUGCAAAAUUGUGUUUAUAAAAAAAAUGUAAUUUUUGUUGUUAAAUAAUCUGAGCAACUGUGGCGCAUGAGCUGUUUGCACAGGGCAGUUGCACUGGCUUAUAAGAACAUGGGGGCUUGUUAGUACUUUCAUACUGGCAGAAGUAUUUUUAAAAUGUUUUCUCGGAUAUGGGAGUAAACAUGGUGUCAUGAAUUUGGUACAUAUUAAAGCUGAUUGCAAGUAUGCUUAAUUGUGCAGUUUAGGAAAACUAAUUAGAAUAGGGUACUAAUGAAUGCACAUUUAUAUCUAAUGAAGUUAGCCUUAAGAGUGUUGAUAGGAUCUGUACUAACAUCUGAUUCUGUUGGCAGAAUGUUCAUGUCUUUUAUGUGAUGUAAACAUGUACAGCUGCUUUUAUUUGAGCUGUUUAUUAAACUUUUGUGUUGGUUUUUUACAACGUAGUUCUACUUGAGUAUCGGAUUUGUAUCCUCAACAAAUGUGGUUAAGCCCAAAUAUUUAAUGUUUGUCUAUUGCUGGCAAUGGAUGAACUAGGAAAAUCUGUAUCCCGGCAUGACAGGGUUAAAUAGCCAUUGUGAAUUUGACAGCUGUGAUAUUGUUGUACUUUCAUUUUAUUUCUAAGAUGAAACAGAUCUGUUUUGCGCUGCUUUGUUUAUUAAAUGGUGUAC